AUGGCGGGAGACCACUUGAUGCCCACGGUGCGCUAUGAGAAGAAGCACAAGGUGACUGUGGUAGGAUCUGGUAACUGGGGCUCAACCAUUUCCAAGAUUGUCGCCGAAAAUGCAAAGGCCCACCCCCACCUCUUCGAGACUGAGGUGCACAUGUGGGUACACGAAGAAGAAGUAGUCAUUGGCGAAGACUCGAAGCAUUACGACCCCGCCGUUGGCGACAAGCCUCAGAAGCUCUCGUCGGUUAUCAACAAGUACCAUGAGAAUGUCAAGUACCUCCCCAACAUCCGCCUCCCUGACAACCUCAUCGCCAACCCCUCUCUGGCCGAUGCCGCCGCCGGCUCCAGCAUCCUCGUCUUCAACCUCCCUCACCAGUUUAUCGGCAAUGCCUGCAAGACUCUCAACGGCAAGAUUCUUCCCUUUGCCCGCGGCAUCAGCUGUAUCAAGGGCGUUAACGUGUCGGACGAGGGCAUCGCUCUGUUUUCGGAGUGGAUCGGAGAAGGUCUGGGCAUCUACUGUGGCGCGCUGAGCGGUGCCAACAUUGCUAGUGAGAUCGCGGCUGAGAAAUGGUCCGGCUCGCCUGCCGGCAACGGAGCUAGCCCCACCGGCUCCAACGGCUCGAAUGGCGCAAAUGGCCUCUCCCUGGAACACAAGGACGCUCGAGGCCGUACCUCCAAGGUUCGGCUUACACCCGUGCCCCCCGAGUACCCGCCCCUCGACCACGAGACAUUUAAGCAUCUCUUCCACCGACCCUACUUCCACAACAUUGUCGCGCUCGCCGCCGGUUUCGUCGUCGGCCGCGGCUGGGGUGACAAUGCCAAGUCGGAGAUUAUCCGCGUUGGCCUCCUCGAGAUGAUUCGAUUUGGCAAGGAGUUCUUUGGCGCAACCAUCCAUGCCGAGACAUUCACCGAAGAGAGUGCGGGUGUGGCUGAUCUCGUUACCAGUUGCAGCAGUGGCCGUAACUUUAAGUGCGCUAGGCUCGCUGUCGAGCGUGGUGUCACGGUUCAGGAGAUUGAGCGAACAGAGCUCAACGGCCAGAUGCUUCAGGGUACUAGCACCGCCCAUGAGGUAAACAGCUUCCUCAAGGCCAAGGGCCUUGAGAGCCAGUACCCUCUCUUUACUACCGUUUGCAACAUCCUCGAGGGCCGCUGCACCGUUGACGACAUUCCCAGCCUUGUCUCGCCCUAG
Messenger RNA from Parascedosporium putredinis, 1185 nucleotides. The record is from the annotation of a GenBank genome assembly. Lineage: Eukaryota; Fungi; Ascomycota; Sordariomycetes; Microascales; Microascaceae.